Messenger RNA from Lineus longissimus, 6570 nucleotides. Its product is annotated as synaptosomal-associated protein 25-like. Gene Ontology annotation, molecular function: SNAP receptor activity; syntaxin binding. Gene Ontology annotation, biological process: synaptic vesicle fusion to presynaptic active zone membrane; synaptic vesicle priming; exocytosis. The transcript has 8 exons. The coding region runs from base 361 to 1107 and encodes 248 amino acids. Lineage: Eukaryota; Metazoa; Nemertea; Pilidiophora; Heteronemertea; Lineidae. Gene Ontology annotation, cellular component: SNARE complex; plasma membrane. The record is from RefSeq and is a predicted model, not a curated record.
CAAUGAUUACGCUAAGCUAUGGCGCUAGCAGUUGUAGCGAUGCUAUAUAACGGCAUGACUAGCUCGCAGUAGUUUUUAUGGAUUAUUUGUGCUGUUGAUCCUUGGAUACAUUUAUUCAGAAUUCUUGGCCGGGAUAUAACACAGUUUUUGUCGGGAGCGUCUGACGAGGAUCUAAUGUGAUAUUUCUCAAUUUUAGGAUUUAAUUGCAAUAUUGAUGGAUAACUAACUUAAAUAGAAAAGAUACAUGCUGCCUGGAUAUCUAACUUAUAAAGAUACGCUUGGGAUUAAAAGUUAACACUGGUGUGACCCGGUGUCCAAAAAUACAUCUUCCUCGCACGUUUUGGCUUUACGACUUAUACGAUGCUUUCCCUAGUAGGUGCUCCGGAGAUCCCCGGGCUGAGUGGCCUGGGUGACUUGACUGGUGGGUUAGUACCCGGGAAGGCCCCCCAGAAAGAAGCAGAAACCAAUGGAGAAGCGCCUGUCAUAUUGCUCAGUCCUGAGGAACAGGAGAAACAGGACGUAGUUAACAAAAUCGAUGAUGCCGUCAAUGAAUCUCUGGAGAGCACCCGACGGAUGCUUGCCCUCGCGGAGGAGGGUCAAGAUAUUGGCUUGAAAACCAUGAACAUGUUAGAUGGCCAGGGAGAACAACUCGACAGGAUCGAGGAGGGUAUGGACCAGAUCAACCAGGACAUGAAAGAUGCCGAGAAGAAUUUAGAGGGUCUAGAGAAGUGCUGUGGUCUCUGUGUAUUACCAUGGAAAAGGAGUAAAAACAUGGAGGGAAGUGCUGAAUACAAAGCUGCAUGGAAGAAGGACGAGGACGGUAAAGUCAAUAAUGCUGGUCCGAGAAUAGUGGUCGGAGGGGAUGCGGGUGGACCAUGUGGGGGUUAUGUUCAGAGGAUAACAAAUGACGCUCGUGAAGACGAGAUGGAGCAGAAUAUCUCUGAAGUCAGCGGCAUGAUCGGCAACUUACGAAACAUGGCAAUCGACAUGGGGAGUGAAAUCGACUCGCAGAAUCGCGCUGUUGAUAGGAUUAACCAGAAGGCGACGUCAAACGAGAUGAGAAUCAACGAAGCCAACAAACGCGCCACCAAGUUGCUCGCCUCUUAAACGGCGCCCAAGGAUGACUCUAGCCGGUGCUGGUUCUCUGGAUGAUCGGGUACAAGCGGCAAACAAGCGUGCAAAUAAGAUCAUACGCCAGCAAUAACGGCUUGAACAUUCAUAAAUUCCACGUUUAGGACAAACUGAAGCUACCGUUGGGAACCUCAUACUUACAGGAUGGAUUCUGUCAUCAAGGAGAUAAUUUUAGUGCCAGUUGUUUUCUCUUCAGUAAUUGAACAAAUUGUGAUGCACACAAGCGACAAAAGUGUGACUACAGUUGUUGCGCCAAUGAGAAAUCAAUAUUCCCUUAUUGCCAAGCAAACACUAAUGGCCUGACUACUUCUACUGUGCCAAAGAAGUCUUAAGUUGCUCGUGUUGUCGCUGUCACGUUUGGUUGCUGGUGUGCACCAAACUUUAAGGGUUAUUUUGGAUGUUAAAAUCAUUGGUGACUGUCACCCAAAUCCUCUUCGAAAGUUUUACAGGGUUUUUCUGCAAAUUUUCUUGUUGGUUCCAAUCGUUUGUGAGGCUUUGGUUAAAAUGGGAAUGGUAAACUCCUAGCCUAGGUUUGUGAUAGUGUGAUACAGGUGUGAUAGACCUGCUUGCCCAUAUGGUUUGUGUUAACCUCGUUUGUUCUUUGCCCUGUUAAAUUUAAUCAAUUGUUUAUAAGCUUGCCAGCAGAUUACUGACAAUAUUGACAACUGGUUUGAUGUGUAAGACAGCAAAGGAAAAAAAGGAACUUUCAUCUUUUUAUACAUGUACUUAACCAUGUUCACAGCCCUUUUCAUGGGAAUUCUUGCUUAAGUGCUUCAGAAGUACUUUUGCGAUAUUGAGUGGCAAAGAAAUUCAUCACAUGACUUUCAUCUCUAACAUAGCCUCCGCCUCGGCUACUUCUGGUGAAGGCAAGUUUUCAAGGAACUAAUCAUCAUGAUCAUGAUCAUCAUUGUCAUUAUUUAGAAACUCAUUCAUUCAAUCACUUGUUCCUUUAACUUGAUGAUAGCAUACUACUGAAAAAUUGAAUGUAUUUUGAGCUCCACAAUGAUGGUCAGUGACCGCAAAUUAUGCCGUUUCUCAGCUGUGAGUAGUCUGCUUGCAAUCCACUGUACAUGUGUACAUCCGCUGUACAUAGAUAUUCUGGACUAACAUCGGUGUUAUGUCUCUGAUCUUUUACUACGCCACGCACCUGUAGUUUGAUAAAAUGACAUAAUACCAUGUUAGGCCUGGAUGGUGUACAGAAAGUUGUCAUCAAAAACUGCUGCAGUCAUGUGUAUGUAUAGCAACAAUUGAAGGGUUUAGAGCGCACGGGACAAAAAGUGCGGUUUAGAAUAAGAUCAGUUGUUGACAAGAGCAGUACACUUCUAAUGCAUGGUUCUAAUGAUAGGUGGCGACCCUGUCUAUCUGUUCUCGUCAGCAACUCCAUUGCACUUGUGCAUUCACCUCUUCAUUUCUUCAAUUCGAUGGUGUUGUUGCCAUAGGUGUUCUAGUUAGCGUUUGAUAUGUCAUCACUUGUAACAUCUCGAUGUGUGCUAACUUUCCCUUGAUUGGAGACCAUGUUAAUAUCAUUUAUGACAACAUUGUAACGGGUAGUGUGUAUAUUCCUUUAAAUAUUAAGGAUGUAUAUCAGUGUUGCGAUAAAGAAUAAUUCAUGAUUUGUGGAAUUUUCCGUCAUCUUUUCCAAUUUAAUGUUUGGAAACUCAAGAACAAUACGAUGGCCCACCUUUGUAGGGAAAUUAUUUUUGUAGAGUAAAUGAAGCCAUUUUAGUUGAUGCCGAACCGAAAUGUGGUUUGAGUUUUACCUAAAUACGGUCAAGAAUAUUUUAAGGUUUGUCACUUAUUAUCAUUUCACAACAUUUUCUGAGGUGUGGGUAGAAGGAAGGUGUACUACAAAUUUCACAUGGCGCGGUGUUGGUACAUCAUGACUUUUGGCUAUUCUUCACUGAAGUAACUAAAUAAUCACAUUUCAUGUGGGCGUGAGCUCAAAUAUUGAGAAGUGAAAAGUCUGUCAUGCAUUUAAUGAUGUACCGGGUAUAUGGAUUUAAACUUGUAAUGUAUCUAAAUUUAAACAUGUACAGAUGUAACAGCCUGGUACCCAGAUUAUAAAAUCUGGUCCCCAGGUUGAUAUAAUUCUUGGCAAUCAAUGUAAACUGCCACUUAAGAAAUAAUAUACGGUCAGAUUUUGUACAUAUUGUGAGGUUUAAUAUAAGUGUCUCUACUUCAUCCAUUGGUAUUGUGUAUAUCUUGUACAUAUUUCAAGGUAAGAUCUCCAUCAGAGGUAAAUGUCCACACCCCCUAGCUGAACUCAUGAGCGCUAACUGCUGGGCCGAUUUUUUCAAAGUUUUGUUCAGCAAAGAGAAGAGUUGAAAAUUGUGUUCGGUCUCAAAUUUUGAUUCAUGAAAAUCUUAACUUUCAAUCAAGUUGACUGACUAAUAGUCCAAAAAGGGAGUGUAUAUUUACUUCUGGAGCUGACUGUAGUUGAUCCCAAAGUACCUUACAACUCUAGAUGUCUGUACCUCUCUCUGUAAUUUCUAUUUUGUAUAUUACCAACGAACUGGUACUUAAGUCAUCAUCCAUGCUUUACUUUUAUUGAGUCUUUUGUGCAAGUCUUGAUUUAUUGAAAUGGUUUUAUCAUUUAGUGUUUUUUUCGGCAAAUGUGGAUGUUUGCCAGUAUUGUCUGUCAGUUCCAAAGGAUUGAUACCUGUGGGAGUCAAAGUCGUCAAAUUCUUGUUUAUAAAGGCAUUUGUUUUGUUUGAGAUUUUGAGAUAGAAUAAUUGCUGUAUUAUAAGGGUUGUGAUGGUUGAAGUUUGUGAAAUUAUUCAAAAAUACUUAUCUCAGAAAUGGCCAUUUGCACUUUGCACAGAUUCGGUGCUCAGACCGACCUAUCAAGCCCAGCCAUUUCUGUUUUGUCCGCAGAGGAGAGAUCUUUUUGUUGUACAUGGAACCGAUAAAUCACAGGUUGCAGUGAUAAAAAUCCCUUGUUCACACGGCGCUUCAAACCAAGUUUUCAUUGCUGGUGAGUGCCAUACAUUAGUCGACCUACAUGGCCAUUUCUGAUUUCAGUAUCUUUGUAUAUUUCAACUAUUGUGUAUAUUUCAGUGCAUUGCAAUGUGAGAUGUGGAUGUAUUGAGUUGUUUCAUUCUUUCAUAUUAUCAGCAUUUGUACAAAGUGGCGCCACAUUUUUAUAAAGUCAAUAGUGGAUGUUUCAGAUGGAUUGAAACCAGCUACGACUGUUCGAGGGAAACUUACUCAGAUUUACACAGUGAUGAAAAUAUAUACAGAGUUAUUUACCCCGGUUUUGGAAAAGGUUAUGCAAUAUUUACCCAAGAGUCAUCAUAAUGACAAAAACUGCAGGUCCUGCAUUGGUCCCCUUUCAGCCAACUUGACAAUCUCUGACUGCAUAUAGGGUUCCUUCUACUAUCCGCUGAGAUCUUACGGAACCCUGAAUCACCGGAGAGAGGCAGCAAAAGUGGCUUAAGACAUGUCUUGGGAAUGGAUGAGCCAUGCAGCUCCAUUCUUGGCAGAUUUCGGGGAAAGUUAUUUUCAUUUCUGGCAGAUUUGCGGGUAAAAGUCAGUUUCUUCUCAAGCAGUCCUAGCUGUUUUCAUCAGGCCUGUACAUGUGCUAUCUAACCCAUUAAGUCGGUUAGUGCCUGAGAGAUAAUAGCGUGUGGCACUUACUGGUAAUCCGAGAUGAAUAUUGCUGUUCAGUUCUAAAUGAUUCAGUUCUAAUGACAAUUCCUGCAAUUUCGACUUUUAUAUGUUUAUGUAAUGAUUAUUCUGUAUUUGGUAACUCCAACAUUUUUGUUCAACAAAUUUUGCAUGAAAUAGAAAAAAAGAUUAGAUUUAUGUUGACUAUGUGGACAUAGCCCUAGGGUUUUCCUGGCGAUAUCAAAGCUGUCUAUUAAAUAUUCUUCAUAGUUUUUGCUUCUGAAUUCGACUUUAACUGGUUGCACUGUCUGGCUCAGGCUUUUUGAGCUGCCGGCAUCAAACUGGUUAGGAUGUCUGGCACUAUCUGGUUGAGCUGUCUAGCUUGAAUUAGUUUGGCUGUCUGGAUCAAAAGUGGCACAGCAGUUUGGCUCAAACUGGUUCAGCUGUCUGGCUCAAACUGGUUCAGCUGUCUGGCUCAAAUCAGUUCAGCUCUCUUGAUCAAACUUGUUGAGUUGACUGGAUCAAAUUGAUCUGUCUGAUCUGUUCUCGGGAAUAUCUGUGUUAUAAUUGAUUUCAAAAGGUAUUUAAUUAGUGCCAUGAUGUCACAUUUGACCAAACGGCCAACAUUCCGACAUGAGGUUGUGUGCUUGUAAGGUUUGCUGCGGGGUUAUCCUUGUGGGUAGAAUAUACAAAUAGGUCUUUAAAAUCUCAAUAUUAUUCAUUGUGCAAGUGUUGUUAUCUUGUAUCCAUGACGAUCAAGGAAGAAUUUAAAGUAUGAUUUACUGGUGUUUACAUAAUGUUUCCCAAAUCAUUUGAUGACGUUUGUAAUUAUUUGUAUGAUUUUAAAUGAGAUCUUAUCAUUCCACUCAUGUUCAUUUUGACUUUUAAUUCUUGAUAUCUAGAUGACACAGCCUGGGUUCCAAGUGUACUCUUAAGGUUCCCGUACAUUCUAUUGCAUGUUUCUACAUUGAGAAUGCUAGGGAUUCAGACCAAAAUCAGGCAUUGAAUUUGAGAUUGAGGACUUGAGUGAUGGUCUAUCGGCUAACUAGACCCCCUAGUGCGUUAUCCUGUGGUUACGUGCACCAAAUGUAUGGCACAUCCCAGCAAACUAGAGUUGACUUGGACUUCAGGUUAUACUGGUCAUGGUCUCUACUAACCAACCUUCUCUACUGUUUGAGUUGGAAAAGAUCGGUUGGUUCGUGCAGACAUAUGUUUUUUGUGAGCAUUUGGAAAUGUUGUACUUCUUGUCCAAGUAGAGCUUAUAGAAUUCAGCUGCCGGUAGACUGAUAAGUGAUUGGUAAAAUUAGUUUUGGGCACCCCUGCUCCAAGUUCUGUAUGAAGUUAUGACCAACUCAGCUGACAGCACAAGUGUGAUACAAUACUGUAAAUUCGGCCAGGAGCUGUUCUCUCAAGCUUGUAGCAGCGAUAAUCACAUUGGCUUCUGACCCCGUUUACUGUAUGCUAUUAGGUAUGCAGGUGCUGCCACCUGGAAUGGUUAUAUAGUCCCCUUGGAAAGUACAUUCACUUUAAAACUGAUCAGGGGUUGUUGCAACUUGAUGGCAAAUGUACUACUUCAUUACAAAGCGCAUGCUGAGUGCUACCAUCUUUGGAGUAGUGACAGUUCCUAACCAGAUUUACAGUAUUGUUGUCUCGCUAUCUCUGGACUAAGCUAGUAAGAUAGGUCUUUGGACAAUCUCAAUGCUGAACAAUCUUGGAUCGAGCGUGUCCCUUGUAAAAUACUUCAUUCCCAUUGUAGUGAUAGAUUUUCUUUAUCUCAAUAUGCAUACGAGUGUAAUUACUGGGCAAAUAAACAUCAAGAUCUAGUCAAGAAAA